Merops nubicus (carmine bee-eater) is the source of this 286-nucleotide messenger RNA. It is a transcript of the gene UBE2T, whose product is annotated as ubiquitin-conjugating enzyme E2T (putative). The transcript is spliced from 3 exons. Gene Ontology annotation, molecular function: ubiquitin conjugating enzyme activity. Lineage: Eukaryota; Metazoa; Chordata; Aves; Coraciiformes; Meropidae. Gene Ontology annotation, cellular component: nucleus. The record is from RefSeq and is a predicted model, not a curated record. The annotation marks the transcript as partial. Gene Ontology annotation, biological process: DNA damage response; protein polyubiquitination.
AAUUCUUUGGGUUUUGACCCUUGUCCCUCCCAGGUACCCGUUUGAGCCCCCCAAGAUUCGCUUUCUGACCCCCAUCUACCACCCAAACAUUGACUCAGCUGGAAGGAUUUGUUUGGAUGUUCUGAAGUUGCCCCCAAAGGGUGCAUGGAGACCUUCCCUGAACAUCUCCACACUGCUGACCUCCAUCCAGCUGCUGAUGGCUGAGCCCAACCCUGAUGACCCUCUCAUGGCAGAUAUAUCCUCACAGUACAAGUACAACAAGCCCCUGUUCUUGCUGACUGCCAGG